CCAAUGACUUCUCUAUCAUAUUCCCGCCCCGAGACCAUCGCCGCAAUAACAGAUUUCUACACCUUCUACAUCAAACUCCCUUAUCUCGAUCCCGGCGCCUUGGUCUUUGCUCCUACAAGCGGCUGGACGACCAUUGACACUACCGAACUAAAAGCUCGUGGCAAGACAGACGAAGUAAUCGACCUCCUACGCCAUCUACCCUAUCUCUCACACCCCAGCACUCGAGGCGGCUGGACAAUCGAUCAAGGUUGCAGUCACAUCCAAUACCACAAAGGCGUUUGCUACAACAACACCUCUUCAGCCAUCAAACACCUGCCCAGUCAUGUGAUUCCCAUAGCAGAAGCAACGGAUAGAGAAGGAAUGUACCUGAUUCUCGACACAUUCACAGGAAACAUCACUACUUACAACAUCCUCGCCAAUAAUAUUCAGGGAAAUUGGGAAGAAUAUGAGCGGUUAGAGGAUAAAGAUAAAUGGAGGGCUUACCCUACAGAACCGGUGACGCAGUUUUUUGAGAGGUGGAAGGAGUUGUAUGAGAAGUUGGUCUGGAUGGUUGCGCCGAGUAUUGAUGAUUCGCAUGGUGAUGGAGGCACCUACUUCACUAGGGCAGACAAUGUUGUGGAGGAGAACGACUUGUUAGACGCCGAUGAUGACGAUGAUGUCGAGAUUGAAGAUGAGGUCACNAAAGGUGGUGUGUACGAGAUUUACAAGCGAAAUGGAUGGCCAGGAAACUCUUUCGAUAGAGAAGCCUGUAAAAGCGAACUCAAAGAGUAUCUAAAAGAUGCAGAUUAUUGA
This is a messenger RNA of Aureobasidium uvarum, 792 nucleotides long. The record is from the annotation of a GenBank genome assembly. NCBI's taxonomy places the organism in Eukaryota, Fungi, Ascomycota, Dothideomycetes, Dothideales, Saccotheciaceae.